AUGGAUAUUUCAAUAAAUCAACCAACAGAUUGGAAAGCAGUUAGUAUAGUACAAUUAAUAUUUUUUAUAUUAUUAAUGAUUGCAUUUAUUAUUAUCACUAUUUUACAAUUGAGAAAGGGUAUUAAAAUUCUGUCAAUUAGAGGGUUUGUUAUAUUUUUAAUAAUUUUUCAAUUAGCUAAAAUAGUUGGUGGUAUAACUGGUUUAAUUUUAUUAGAUUCUUCAAAAUUUAAUCAAAAUGUAUUUAUUGCAACUUAUAUUUGUGAUUCAAUAAGUUAUGGUUUUAUAACUAGAAGUAUUAGUUCUUUAGUUCAACAUAUGUUAAAACCUGAACAAGAAUUUAAAAAUCAUCAAGAUAAUCAAACAAUAAAUUCAAAUGGUACUUUACCUACUUAUGAUAUGGAAAAUCAAAAAUUUGAAUCCAAUAAUAAUUAUCAUCAAACUAAUGAAAAUAUUUAUAAAAUUAAUGAAACUAAAAUAAAUAAAAAAUCACCAUUUUAUUUAAUUACUAUCAUUAUACUUGCAGCAGUUAUUUGUAAUAUUUAUGCUAUGUCAAAUCUUGCAGGUGAUUCAACACCUGAUGAUACAACAAAAACUUUAAUAAAAGUAUCUGCAAUUUUAUUUUUAAUUGGUAUGAUUUUAUUAAUUUUUGCUUCAAUUUUUGUUAUCUUUACAAGACCUGAACAUAGAAAAAGUUGUCAAAUAUUAAUUAUUACUUUAUUUAUAUUAAUUACAAGAUCAAUUUAUUCAUUAAUUAGUGGUUUUAAUGGUAUAAAUUUCAAUCAACCUAAUCAAUAUAUGUUAAUUUUUGGAAAACCAAAAUAUUAUGGUUGUUUAGCUUUGUUACCUGAAGGAAUUGCUGGUAUAUUAGUUAUGAUAUUGUUUUAUCAUUGGUAG
This is a messenger RNA of Lodderomyces pseudojiufengensis, 894 nucleotides long. RefSeq lists its product as uncharacterized. NCBI's taxonomy places the organism in Eukaryota, Fungi, Ascomycota, Pichiomycetes, Serinales, Debaryomycetaceae. The coding region runs from base 1 to 894 and encodes 297 amino acids. The transcript has a single exon. The record is from RefSeq and is a predicted model, not a curated record.